Messenger RNA from Dimorphilus gyrociliatus, 2805 nucleotides. The record is from the annotation of a GenBank genome assembly. NCBI's taxonomy places the organism in Eukaryota, Metazoa, Annelida, Polychaeta, Dinophilidae.
GCUGCUUCUGCGGAGUGGCUACAAAUUUAAUUUGAAAAGAAGUUAAGGAAGCAUAAGAUAGCGAAAAAAUGUCCAAGUUUUUCGCCGCUUCGGACUCGGAUAGCGAGACUUCGAGUGAUGAAAUGAUUCAAGACCACCGCCAAAUACGAACUCAGGCGGUUACGUACCAAUGGAGUGACUCUGAAGAUGAAGAAAAGAGAGUUGUUCGAAGCAUGAAAGAUAAGAGAUUCGAUGAAAUUAAGAAUGUCAUCAAACAUGUGACAAAUCAUAAAAAAAUUAAAGAUAUGGCGAAAGUCUUAUCCAGUUUUGAAGAUUUGUGCAAGGUUUAUGAAAAAUCAAGAAGGGUUUUGGAGAAAGAAUCAAUUUCAACGCCAAGGUUUUUCAUUAAAUGCCUGGCAGAAUUGGAAGACUUUAUUAACGAGGUUUGGGAAGAUAAGGAGGGCAAGAAACUAAUGAGCAAAAAUAAUGCCAAAAGUUUGACAGCUUUAAGACAAAAAUUUCGUAAAUUUCUGAAGCAAAGUUUUGAGAAUGAAGUCAAUAAUUAUAGAGCAGCACCAGAUGGGGAAGAAGUGGAAGAAGAAAGCGAAGAAGGUGAUCAAGAAAAGGUCGACACCGUUGUUCCCAAGGAAGAAGUUCCCAAAGAAAUUCCAGAGGAACAGUCCGAUUCCGAUUCUUGGUUUGAAAGUUCUUCGUCUGAAGAGUCCAGCGAUGACGAUCCAGAAAAUUUGACUCUUGAAUACUUCAGAAAGAAUCGUACGGCUGAUGGAGAUUCAAAGAAGAAAAAAACUGAGAAAAAGAAAAAGCCCAAAGAAUUCAAACCGAUUCGUGAUAGCGAUGAGGAAUGGACUGAAGUUACAUCGGUGGAACGACCUAAAUUAUUCCCUAAAGAUGCAGAGAUCACCAUAGAAGCUGUACUAAAAAAAAUGGUUGAAUUUGUUGCAACAAGAGGGAAAAAAGGCACAGACAGAUAUCAAAUGGUAGAAGUAUUGGUUGAACUAAGAAAAAUUUGUUUUGCACAUAAUUUAGGAGAUGGAAUUCAAAUAAAAAUUCUAUUCUCCUUGCUGCCUGCUAUUUUUGAUUACAAUCCAAACAUGGCCACUUGCAUGAAAAGCGAAAUGUGGGAACAAACCCUGAUUUGUAUGGAAGAACUUAUGGAAUUACUAGAAUGUAAUCCCGAUAUUCAUGUUGGUGAGCAUAUUCCGGAAGAUUCAGAAUGUCUAGAAGGCGAAGUUCGCAUUCGAGGCUCUAUUUUAUCACUCGUUGAAAGACUAGAUGAAGAAUUUACUAAAAUGCUACAAUCUGUUGAUGCUCAUAGCACAGACUAUGUAGAAAGAUUAAGAGAUGAACGAAAAGUUUACGAACUAAUUGUUCGUACUGAGAAGUAUAUAGAAUCUAAAUUCUAUACAACAUCCGAUGAAAUAUGUAGAAUAUACCUAAAGAGAAUAGAAUAUAUCCACUAUAAAUUUGAUGCCAAAGUUGUUGACGACCCCAGCAAGUUAACUGAAGAAGACGAUCCUGUGAAAAUAAUGGAUAGAUUAAGUAAAUAUAUAUAUACAAAGGAUAUGACAGAUAGAAUUAGAACGAGGGCAAUCUUAUGCCAGAUUUACCAUCAUGCCAUUCAUGAUAAAUGGUUUGAGGCCAGAGAUUUAAUGUUAAUGUCCCAUCUACAAGACACAAUCGCUCAUUCCGAUGUUCCUACUCAGAUACUAUAUAAUCGUGCAAUGGUUCAAUUAGGACUUUGUGCGUUUAGGCAAGGACACAUUAAAGAUGCUCAUAAUUGUUUAGUAGAUAUGCAAAGUGGAGGUAGAUCUAAGGAGCUUUUGGCUCAAGGUUUAUUGAUGCAAAGAGCCCAUGAAAGAACAGCAGAACAAGAAAAGCUUGAAAAGAGACGCCAAAUACCUUACCAUCGACACAUUAAUCUUGAACUGUUGGAGUGCGUCUAUCUUAUAUCUGCAAUGCUGUUAGAGGUACCAUACUUAGCCGCACACGAAUUAGACGCAAGAAGGAGAAUGAUAUCUAAAAAUUUUCAUCACGUUCUAAGACUUUCUGAAAAACAAGCUGUAGUAGGACCUCCUGAAACUAUGAGGGAACACAUUGUUGCGGCUUCAAAAGCAAUGAAGGUUGGAGACUGGUUGGCAUGCAAACAAUAUUUAAUUAAUGAAAAGAUGCAGCAAAAAGUCUGGUCUCUCAUCCACAAAUCGACAGCAGUUAAAUCUAUGUUAGAAAGAAAAAUACAAGAAGAAAGCCUUAGGACUUAUCUAUUUACAUAUGCUCAUGUAUAUAACUCAUUAUCCCUUGAGUCGGUCUGUUUUCAAUUUGAGUUACCAAUGUCUGUAGUUCACUCAAUAAUCUCUAAAAUGAUCAUUAACGAGGAGCUGAUGGCUUCUCUUGAUGAGCCAACUAAAACUCUUGUAAUGCACAGGACAGAGCCAACACAUGUUCAGGCACUAUGCUUGCAAUUGUCUGAAAAAGUGUCAAAUUUAAUUGAAACAAAUGAAAAAUUAGCGGAAAUGAAACAUGGAAGCUAUUUUUUCAAACAAAAUAACUCUAAUUCAGGGCAACAACAAAAUAGACAAAAUGAAGAUUAUCCCAGAAGAUCUCAAACACAACAAAGGGGAGAUAGGCAAAGAAAUGUUAGAUUUGCCUAAUUCAAUUUCCAUAAAAUUACGUUCUUAUAUUACACAUUUUCGUUAUUUAUUAUUUAAAUACAGCACACCAGAUGCCUGAAAUGUAUUUGCAUACUUUUUUUUAGAUUGUUUAAUAUACAUACAUUUUAUUUUUUUUUUCAAUAAAUUAUUACCGAAG